CAAUGCAGAAUGUCUGGAUAAAUUGAAUCACUGCUCCUUGACCCAAUGAUAGAGGAACACUUGAAGAAUCACGACGAUGACAACGUGGACGACUUCAUCCACGCCUACAUCAAGGAAAUGAGACUUCGCAAAGAGAAACAAGAAGAUACGACCUUAGACUUGGAGAACCUGCAAAGGGUUAUAGCAGACCUCUUCGUGGCCGGAACAGAGACAACAGCUACUACAAUACGAUGGACCAUGGUCUACUUACUCCACUAUCCGGAAAUACAGGAAAGGUGUUUCCGAGAGAUCCAGGAAAAUAUCGGCCAGAGUAGACGCCCCUCGAUGAAGGACAAAACCAAGCUGCCCUACGUGGAGGCAACCAUUAUGGAAGUCUUGAGACGAGCUGAUAUUGCGCCUGUAGCUCUCCCACACGCCGUUCCCCACGAUGUCCAGUUCAGGGGAUACACGUUCCCAAAAGGUGUCCAAAUCAUAGCGAUGCUUGAUUCAGUCCUUCAAGACCCGGAUGUGUGGGGUGAUCCAGACAACUUCCGGCCUGACUGUUUCCUUGACGACAGUGGCACGGUUGUAAAGAGAGAUGAGUUCAUUCCCUUCUCUCUGGGUCGAAGAGUUUGUCUGGGCGAGUCCAUGGCCCGGAUGGAGUUGUUCCUCUUCCUGACCACCAUGAUCCAGAGGUUCAAGUUUGUCCCGGUGGAUGGUCAGAUGCCUUCUUUGGAUGGAAUCAUGGGUUAAUCGUAUUCUCCAAGACCAUUCGUCAUGAAAGCAAUUCCCCGACUUUAAUCACUUUAUGUGAGUGAGCGAGGGAGUUGGUAGAGUAAAGGAGAAAAGAGAAAGGGCGAGAAGAAACUGGAGAGUUUGUUUGAGUGAGUGAGUGAGUAGGUGUUCAGACUGCUUUUAGAAACAAUUCAACAUAGAAUUGCCUUUACAUAUUAUACCUAUGUUCGGAAUUGAACCUGGCGAGCUUUGAACUGUGUCUACUGGCCCACUCCACCCUCCUUAACCAAUUUUGUUAUCAACCCUUAGCUAUAGUGCAUCCUUUCCGUGUUACAAAGAGGUGUUGUUCUAUACUUCAUAACCUUGACCUUUACAUACCCAGGGCCAGGCAUCGGCGGCAUUUCAGAAUACCUAAUGAGUUGCUUCCGUAGCCAAGACAGGGUAAACCGGUUAUUGUUUGGGGAUAACAGUUGAUAACCACCAGAGUCAGCCAUGUUUUGUCCAUUACACACUGGAUCACAUGUCCAGAACUCACAACCGGGUAAACCGGUUAUUGUUUGGGGAUA
Molecule: messenger RNA, 1280 nt
Organism: Haliotis rubra (blacklip abalone)
Lineage: Eukaryota; Metazoa; Mollusca; Gastropoda; Lepetellida; Haliotidae
Product: cytochrome P450 2U1-like
Exons: 3
Coding region: 46-732 (228 amino acids)
Biological process (GO): xenobiotic metabolic process
Cellular component (GO): intracellular membrane-bounded organelle; cytoplasm
Molecular function (GO): heme binding; oxidoreductase activity, acting on paired donors, with incorporation or reduction of molecular oxygen, reduced flavin or flavoprotein as one donor, and incorporation of one atom of oxygen; iron ion binding
Source: RefSeq, a predicted model, not a curated record